CAAUCCAAGAACCCCGACGACAUCGUCAUCACUCUCGCCAUCCGUACUCCUCUGACCAAGGCCGGCAAGGGAGGCUUCAAGGACACCAGCCUAGAGUACCUGGUCUAUGCUCUUCUGGACCAGGUCCGGCAGCGCAGUGGAAUCGACCCAUCGCUGGUCGAGGAUAUCUGCCUCGGAAAUGUCUCCGAUAGCAAGGCAGCAUACAAGCUGCGUGCGGCCUCGCUAGCCGCCGGUUUCCCCAACACAGCAGGCGCCAGCUCUGUCAACCGUUUCUGCUCGUCGGGUCUGAAGGCCACCGCCGACAUCGCCCACGCCAUCACCAACGGCUCCAUCGAGGUCGGCAUCGCCUGCGGAGCCGAGAGCAUGUCGGCGGGCGGCGACCGUCUGGAGCAGCCGUUCGAUGAGGCCGUGGUGGCCAAGAGCCAGGAGGCCGCCGACUGCAUGCAGCCCAUGGGCUGGACGAGCGAGAACGUCAGCCGCGACUUCGGCGUCACGCGCGACCAGAUGGACGAGUUCGCCGCCACCAGCUACCAGCGCGCCGAGGCCGCCCAGAAGGCCGGCUGGUCCGCCGACGAGAUCGUCCCCAUCACCACCCGCGUCAAGGACAAGGACGGCAGCUGGCAGGAGGUGACGCUCACCCGCGACGACGGCAUCCGCCCCGGCACCACCGCCGAGGGCCUCGGCAAGAUCAGGGCCGCCUUCCCCCAGUGGGGGUCCACCACCACCGGUGGCAACGCCAGCCAGGUCACCGACGGUGCUGCCGCCCUCCUCCUCAUGAAGAGGUCUACCGCCGUCAAGCUCGGCCAGCCCAUCAUGGCCAAGUAUGUCGGCUCGACCGUCGCCGGUCUGGCCCCCCGCAUCAUGGGCAUCGGUCCCAGCAUCGCCAUCCCCAAGCUCCUCGCCCAGAAGGGCGUCAACCUCGACGACAUUGACGUCGUCGAGAUCAACGAGGCCUUCGCCUCCAUGGCUGUCUACUGCCGUGACAAGCUGGGGCUCGACUGGGCCAAGAUGAACCCCCGCGGUGGCGCCAUCGCUCUCGGCCACCCGCUCGGUGCUACGGGUGCUCGCCAGGUCGUCACCGGUCUGAGUGAGCUGAGGCGCCAGAAGAAGAAGAUGCUGCUGGUGAGCAUGUGUAUCGGUACCGGUCAGGGUAUGGCGGGCAUGUUUGUGAAUGAGCAAGAGGUUUAG
Messenger RNA from Geosmithia morbida, 1188 nucleotides. Its product is annotated as acetyl-CoA acyltransferase 1. The annotation marks the transcript as partial. The transcript is spliced from 2 exons. Gene Ontology annotation, cellular component: peroxisome. Gene Ontology annotation, molecular function: acetyl-CoA C-acyltransferase activity. The record is from RefSeq and is a predicted model, not a curated record. Gene Ontology annotation, biological process: fatty acid beta-oxidation; phenylacetate catabolic process. Lineage: Eukaryota; Fungi; Ascomycota; Sordariomycetes; Hypocreales; Bionectriaceae.